GUUUGUAUUGUGGUUUAAAGGCCAGACUGUACCCUUGUGAACAUGGAAUGACUGUUGACAGCUGGAUGAAUUUAAGAAAAAUAUAAGGUUACUAAAGAGGUCUAUGGGAUAACAUUUAGUGUUGUGUAACCUCAACACAUAACAGUGUUCUUAUAACAAUUUGAAUUAUGUCCCUUUAGUAUGGCGUGAUCUUUCUGAUAAGCCACAUCGGCCCUGGAAGGUUGUGUGAGUUGUUUAGAUACGUAUAAAGAGUCCAUUUCCUGUAUAUAAUGGAUAAGAGAUGUACAUACCUGGCUGCAGUGACUGUCAUGCUGGCCGCUGUGUGUUUAAAAGGCUCCGUUUGUCAAGUGUACAGCUGGAGUGUUCCUGUCCCACUCAACAUCAGUGUGUGUGGUAACAGCCUGAGUAACCCACUGACCUUGGAUUGGACUUACACUCCCACAACUCCAGAUCCAUUGAUUAUAGAAUGGUCAAAACAAGGAACGAACAGAAUAGUCUAUAACAUUGCAACAUAUUUUGGUGGUACAUUCAUACCAAGUGCUGUAUACACUGGAAGAGUCACAAGAACAGGAAGUACAGCAGAGAUUGCAAUACAAGGUCCACUGACAGCUGCAGAUGCAGGAAUAUAUCAGGUUUCUGUGACAGACAGUGGUGGACACAAUUUACCUGGUUUUGCAAAUGUGAUCUUUCCAGUUGUAAAUGAACCUAUCAAGGGAUCCUGUGUGGAGACUGCCCCUGAUAGCUACACUGUGACCUGCUCAGGAGAUGUGUCACCACCUGUCACACUGCAGUUAAAGAGGGGCAGUGAUUUCGUUGACUCAGCUUCUUCCUAUAGUGGGUUGAGCCAGACAGUGAGCAGUGCUGGCACCUACCAGUGUUCUGUGACUGGACAGGGAUCAGAGUGUGUGACACCAAACUCCAAGGAAGUAAUCUGUACCUCUGGUUUACAGUCACGUGAGAAGCACCCCCGCACCAUCAGUAAACUCCCUCCAAACAUUCUGUUGCAGCGCGACACACGAGGCCGACCUUCCCCCCAUCGUCUUCUGACGAUUAGUCUGAAUGCCCUUGAAGCUGAUCAAUCCAAUUCUGAAACGUAGCAGGCUGCUGACCUGUUGCAGGUGGUUUAUAUUACGAGCCAGGGCCCCUAUCGAAAGGAUCCUAGCGCUAGGAUAUCCUAACUUUUAUCCUAGAGUCUGGGAUAGGUGUCCUACCUUAUUCUCUAAAAGUAUCCUAGCGCUAGGAUAUCCUAACUUAGGCCAAAUACUAGGAUAGGGUCUGACUUGUCCUAAAUAAAUCCUAGACGAAAACAA
This is a messenger RNA of Haliotis rubra (blacklip abalone), 1310 nucleotides long. RefSeq lists its product as uncharacterized. The coding region runs from base 270 to 1097 and encodes 275 amino acids. The record is from RefSeq and is a predicted model, not a curated record. Lineage: Eukaryota; Metazoa; Mollusca; Gastropoda; Lepetellida; Haliotidae. The transcript is spliced from 5 exons.